Messenger RNA from Apus apus (common swift), 4029 nucleotides. RefSeq names its product double C2 domain beta (gene DOC2B). Bases 538 to 1734 code for a protein of 398 amino acids. Gene Ontology annotation, cellular component: membrane. The record is from RefSeq and is a predicted model, not a curated record. The transcript is spliced from 11 exons. Lineage: Eukaryota; Metazoa; Chordata; Aves; Apodiformes; Apodidae.
UGCUGCUAUUUUCUGGGCAUCGGGCCCAAUUUUUGCUUCAUUCUGUCUUGAGUCCACACUGCGUCGUGGAUGCUGCACCCAAAGAUGGAGCCUGUGUGGAUGAGCACAUCCAGGCUGCUCCAAACCCUGAGGCAGCUCUUCGUGCCACCCAUCAUCCUGCCACCAGCAAGGUUUUCAGCCCCAGCCACACAAAUGUGAAGCAGGGCCCCAGGGAUGCAACACAACAGGACAGUGGCUGCUGACCCCAUGCCAUGGCCUUCCCCCCUCUGGAGAGGUCUGGUGAGGACCAACCCGCUUUGGCAGUGAGAUGGGGUGAACGAGCACAGCGAGGCAGCGCUGGCAGGAGCAGGAGCUGUGCGAGAGCCGAGCUGGCGGCAGCAGCAUGCGCGCGGCUGAGGCUCAGGGUGUGAGAGCCACCUAAGGUGCCUGCCGGAGCAUCCCCCUCGCCUGCCGCUUCUUCCCCCGGCGGAAACUUCACAGAUCCCUCCCGCACGGUCCGGGCUUCUCCGGGGGAGCUUGGCAUCGACAGCCGCAUGCAUGACACUCCGAAAAGGAGAGAAAAUGACCAUAAGUAUCCAGGAGCACAUGGCAAUUGACGUCUGCCCCGGCCCCAUCAAACCCAUCAAGCAGAUCUCCGACUACUUCCCCCGCUUCCCCCGCGGGCUGCCCGCCGCCGUUGGCCGCAGCGGCGCCCUGCGCUCCGCCGUCAGCCAGCCCUCCGUCAGCCCCGCCGAGGCGCCCCGCGAGGAGGACGAGGACGUGGACCAGCUUUUCGGGGCGUAUGGCACAACACCUGCCGAGCAGCCAGCCAAGUCCCAAGCACCUGAGGAGGUGGUGGACCCCGAGGGCUACGAGUCCGACGACUGCACUACUCUGGGGACUCUGGAUUUCAGCCUGCUCUAUGAUCAAGAAAACAACGCUCUGCACUGCACGAUCAAUAAAGCCAAGGGCCUGAAGCCGAUGGACCAUAAUGGUUUGGCUGAUCCAUACGUCAAAUUGCACUUGCUUCCUGGAGCCAGUAAGGCGAACAAGCUGAGAACCAAAACGCUGCGCAACACCCUGAACCCCACCUGGAAUGAGACACUCACCUACUACGGCAUCACCGACGAGGACAUGAUCCGCAAGACCCUGCGGAUCUCAGUUUGUGACGAGGACAAGUUCCGCCACAACGAGUUCAUCGGGGAGACGCGGAUCCCACUGAAGAAACUGAAGCCCAACCAGACCAAAAACUUCAGCAUCUGCCUGGAGAAGCAGCUGCCGAUAGAUAAAACAGAGGACAAGUCUCUGGAGGAGCGUGGCCGGAUCCUCAUCUCCCUCAAGUACAGCUCCCAGAAGCAGGGGCUGCUGGUGGGCAUCAUCCGCUGCGCCCACCUGGCUGCCAUGGAUGCCAACGGCUACUCCGACCCCUACGUCAAAACUUACUUGAAACCAGAUGAGGACAAGAAAUCAAAGCAUAAGACAGCAGUGAAGAAGAAGACGCUGAACCCCGAGUUCAAUGAGGAGUUUUGCUAUGAGAUAAAGCAUGGUGACCUGGCAAAAAAGACCUUGGAAGUCACAGUUUGGGACUACGAUAUCGGGAAAUCAAAUGACUUCAUAGGUGGAGUGGUGUUGGGAAUCAACGCCAAAGGCGAGCGCCUGAAGCACUGGUUCGACUGCCUGAAAAACAAAGACAAGAAGAUCGAGCGCUGGCACACGCUCACCAACGAGCUGCCGGGUGCCGUCCUGAGCGACUGAGCACCCCGGGCUGCUCCUGGGCAGGACCAGCUCCACAGCCACAGCCUUUGGACUUCUCUCCUUUAUGGCUUUGGAGUCAGGGGAUCGUGGUACUGGGAGAGCGGGACACCCCACGGCACAGCAUGGCUGCAGGGAAACCCUUCCAGGGACCGAGGCAGUGGUGGUUUGCUCUGCUCAGCAGGUCCUGUUCCCUGAGGCUUUUCCAAAAUGCCUGUUUGCACCCUGACACACUCCCACGUGUGCACACACACGUGUGCACAGGCACAGACACCACGCACCUGCAUGCACUGCAGCUCCGACUCCUCACUCUUUGCUAUACUGAACUACCUUCUUGCUGCCUUGCAACUCAGUGGCAAAAAUGAAUGCAUCAGUCUCCUUUCGUGUACCUACUAUGAGCAAAAGGCAUCACUAAAACCUGGAACUGUUUCCUCAAGGCAAUUGUGCCAUAUUUCUGGUGGUUUGUCAGUCUCCGUGGUUUGGGCCUAAACAGUCUUUUAUGCAUUUAAAGCUCCUCCAUUGGAAUGAUUGUGUUCCCUGAUAACCUAGGAAGACUGUUUGCUUUUCUUCCAGAGAUGUUGUGCUUGUCCUCUCCAGUAACACAGUGAAUUACCCAACAAGGUGGAAGUGCUGAACAGACCACAGGUUCCCUCUAGACCUCCCCACGAUCGGUUGGCUUCACAUUUGCAGAAGUGGGGAGGUAAAAGCUCAGUGAAGCCACCACCCAUUCCUCCUUCCCAGGACCAGCAGCUAAGUCUUCAGCCACUCUCCUAACAAAAGCAUUCCUUCCCACCAGGAGCCAGGCUUCACCACAGCUAUUUUUUUUCCACCCAAGCUAGUUUUCAGGCUAAAUUUUUCUCUUUUCCCUUAUCCCAUUGACCUAAAACAAGGUGUUUUACACGGCGAACUCUUGGCGUGCAGCCAGCCAAGCCAGCCUCGUGGUUGCCGAGAUGCUCAGUUGGUCCGUUUUCUGCCUCAAAUAGUGUUCAAACCAAAUUUCUUUGUAUAGCACAGUAAUAAUAAUAUUAUAAUAAUCAUCCCAGCUGUCAUCCUCAGUGACCCAAGCUGGUUGGUUUCUGCAUCCUCACCCCACCCUCAUCCUGGUGGGAUGAGCUGAAUCUUCCUGCAAGGUUCUGCACCUCACCUCUAAUUUUCUCCUCUGUCCUGCACAAGGAAUCUGGUGCCUGCUGCACCAUGCUUACUAUAAUUUUAAAUCAAGGACACAUUUGCUGAUGUACUGCUCACUUCGGGACACACCACUCAUUCUUCUUCCGUUUGCUGCCUUUUAUUUUCAUCCUUUUGAGUUUGACCUAAUCCAGCUGCUUCUUCCAGGAAGUCUUCAUCAAGUUCUGGGUAACUGGCAAAGAUUUCGUUGACUUCAAAGCUACAGAGGCUGUCAUCCACAUCACUGCGGGUCAUCUGGAGAUCAGAAGCUACAUCACCAUUUUUGUCCUGUGCAACUGGCUGUAGACUGGUUGAUGCCUCUUGGUCCAUAAAAGGACUCUUCUCCUCACACAAAGGAGAGUAUCUUGGGCAAGAAGAGAUGCCUGAAAAUUGGAAGUGUUAAACCAUUUCUCCAGGUGUCCAUCAGACACCGACUUCCAUUGACACAGUGUUUUUCACACACACCGGUGCCUGGUGAGUUGAGCUGAAUCUUUCUGUGAAAUGCUGCACCUCACCAGAAGUUUCUGAAGCCUUUAAACCGUGAUUUCUUAGGAAAAGCUGCUGUUUUCCCAUCACUCUGAAUUACCUUCAGUUUCUGAGCUGUUUUUUAGGAAACCUACAUUUACUUUUCAAAGUGAUGAUCAUGUUAAACCUUGUUUGAUAUGGAGGGGAAAACAACACCCAACAAUGUUCAUAAGGUAUUUUUUAAUAAUAUUUGUAAUGCAUUCUACAGAUAUGCAUGGAUUUUUAUUUGAAUGCCAGCAGUGAGUCAAGUAGGACAUUCCUGGUAAUCCUCUGUCUGUCACUGGUCCAGCACAUGAAAACCUCAUUUGGGUCUGAGCUUCCAGGAGAGCGCCGGGAGUGCCAGGUCGGCUGCGCCUCCCUGUUCUUGCUAAGUUACCUUCAGUGCAUCUUUUGUUUCAGCCCAUCUUGCCAUGAAAUGUUCAUGCCUGUGGUGGAGUAGGACAUGUGUGUGUGUGGGUGUGUGUGGGUUCCUUCACUUUGUAUCCCAGUCUUUUCUAAGCGGAUGGUCUGUCUAUCCAUCCCAGCUGCAUGCAGAGUGGUCGUCAUGCCAGGCCUUGUGAUAUGUUUGAUACUGAUGUUUUGCUACCAUGUGAAGGCUGCAGAAACUGU